CAACCAGAGACGGUUGAACAUGCAGAGAAACAAGGACAUAAAGAAAACACAAAAAAGUCUAGGACAUUAGCACCUCGUGCAAAAACUGAUCAAACUUUAGUGAAACAGAGGCAGGUAGAUGCCACCUCUCAUCAACCCCUCAAACGUAAGCUGGAGAAGGACAGUACUAAUGACAGUGAAGAGUUGGCUAAAAGGGCACGAAGGGAUCGGAAGAGGGACAGGCAUGCGGACAGCAGAACUGUGUUUGUUGGCAACUGUCCCCUUACUGCAGAUAAGAAGAAAUUGAAACAGGUGUUCCGUGAGUUUGGAGAAAUUGAGACUGUGAGAUUCCGUUGUGCUCCCUCAGCAGAUCCUAGCUUGCCAAAACGGGCUAUAGUAAUCACGAAAAACUUCCACGAGCAGUGUGACAAUUUUAUCUCCUACGUUGUCUUUAAGGAAGAGAGUGCAGCAAAGAAAGCCCUAGCCAGGAAUGGAUACUUGUUAGAUGGCCUGCACCUUAGGGUGGAUUUGGCAGGCCUGGCUAAGAAGCAUGAUAAGAAAAGAUCCAUCUUUGUGGGGAAUCUGCCCUUUACUGUCACUGAAGAGGUCAUUAGAGCUCACUUCACUGACUGCGGUGAAAUAACUAACGUGAGAAUUAUCAGAGACCGGUUAACCAACCUCGGCAAAGGCAUCUGCUACGUGCAGUUUGAGUCGAAGGAUUCUGUGGGAUUGGCACUGAAAUUAAACAAGUCAGCGUUGCUAGGGAGAGAGAUUCGAGUGAUGGUCUGCGUCAGCAAACCCAAGAAGAAGGACAUUCAGACAACAAAGAAGAGCAAAUCUAAUGUAUCCUUUUUUAGUUACCAGGACCAGACGGGAAAACCCACGGCAAGAAAAAUUAUCUUUGCCCCAAGCAAUGUCGCAGGUUCAAAAUUUCAGACAGUCCUGAAAGCCAAAAGGGAGAAGCGGUUUCGAAAAAUAAAAAAGAAGAAGGAGAAUGCCCAAAAACAGGACGGGCUGUCUUCCAUUUUUGGGGAUUUGCCGGCAGCUGUCAAGAAGGUCAACUUUAAAAAGGUCAAGAAAGAUAAGGCAGGAAAACUAUCCAAAAAAGCUGCUGGGUCAAAGAAGAGACCGCUUCAAAAAGGGAGCUCAUUCAAAGGAAAGGGAACCUCAUUUAAAGGAAAAGGGAAUUCUAAAGGAAAGGGGAACACAUUUAAAGGAAAAAGUAAAGGUAGUAAGACUAAGAACUGA
Molecule: messenger RNA, 1227 nt
Organism: Candidula unifasciata
Lineage: Eukaryota; Metazoa; Mollusca; Gastropoda; Stylommatophora; Geomitridae
Source: the annotation of a GenBank genome assembly